Calliphora vicina (urban bluebottle blowfly) is the source of this 525-nucleotide messenger RNA. It is a transcript of the gene Cpr65Ea, whose product is annotated as Cuticular protein 65Ea. Gene Ontology annotation, molecular function: structural constituent of chitin-based larval cuticle. NCBI's taxonomy places the organism in Eukaryota, Metazoa, Arthropoda, Insecta, Diptera, Calliphoridae. The coding region runs from base 59 to 439 and encodes 126 amino acids. The transcript has 2 exons. Gene Ontology annotation, cellular component: chitin-based extracellular matrix. The record is from RefSeq and is a predicted model, not a curated record.
UGGGUUCAUUGUAUCUUCACGGCAAAAGCCAUCACAUUUUAUAGCACACCUACACAACAUGUUUAAACUUAUUUUUGCAGCAGUUUUAAUUUCUUUGGCAGCAGCUGCCAAAAAUGAAGAUACCAUAACGAAAUUUGCCAGCCAGGUGAACUCAGAUGGCACCUAUGGCUUCGACAUUGAACAGUCGAGUGGCUUGGAGUUCAAAGAAACGGGCUUUGGUGGCCAUUAUGCCAAAGGUGCAUAUCAGUAUGUUUCACCUGAGGGCCAAAAAAUCUCCCUAGUUUAUACAGCUGAUGAGAACGGUUUCCAUCCUCAAUCCGAGUCGAUUCCCACACCACCACCAAUUCCAGCUUAUAUUCUUAAGGCCUUGGAAUAUAUUCGCGAACAUCCUACGGCCGAGGAAUUGGCUGAUCGUGAAGUACGAGCUAAACAAAUUUAGGUUGUUUUUUGUACUUUGUUAGUUUAAGAGUUUGUUAAGUUUGUAUUUUUUAUUUAUUUAUGAAUAAAAUUAAUAAUUAUUUUGUA